This is a messenger RNA of Lymnaea stagnalis (great pond snail), 16771 nucleotides long. The record is from the annotation of a GenBank genome assembly. Lineage: Eukaryota; Metazoa; Mollusca; Gastropoda; Lymnaeidae.
AAGUGUUCAUUGUGAUAACUUCAGCCUCACUGCCGAGAGACCAAGGAUGUGGUAAGUCUUUUAGUGUGUACAGUAUGUAUAUAUGCUGUCUUCUAGGCAUGGGCGCCCGCAGAAAACUUUCUAGGGGAAGGCAAAAAAAAUCGAUUAACUUUCCAGGGGGGGGGGGAAUUUUCAGUAAUGUUUUAAUAUAGUUUUAAUUUACUGUAGCGUAUUUGUAUGGUGAACGAACGGACAGGACAUCAGCUUAGUUACUUUCUCUUUAUUUUCUCUUUACUUUAAAACAUUUUUUGUCCAUUUUUGUCUUAAAUUUUUUUAUCCAAUCAAUCCAGGGGGGGGGGCAAGUGCUCCCCUUGCCCCUACCUGCGGGCGCCCAUGCUUCUAGGUACCUUAAGAAAAGAUUGUCUGGGGGGAGCACCAUGCGACGUCACCAUCUCCAGCUAUGUAACGAGGCACAUCCACGACUAUGUAGUUUUAAAACUCUUUCAUUGAGAUGUUGCCGACAAGUCAAAAUCUUAUUGUUCUAAUCUCUACGGUUCUCUUCGUAGCGCAAUUUUAAAACAGUUGAAGUUAAUUCUUUUCAAAGUUUUAGAAUGUCUUGUUUCUUAUGUAGUGGGUUCGAGAGUUCAGGGUAUAGAAGAGUUUGGGGAACACAGCUGAAUAGGCGAUAUGAUAGGUUUAUCGGAAAUCUUAACAAAAUAAAUGUAUUCGAUGGAACAUAGUUUGACGGAAGUUUGUUUGACGGAAGUUUGUUUGACGGAAGUUUGUUUGACGGAAGUUUAUUUGAACGGAAGUUUGUUUGAACGGAAGUUUGUUUGAACGGAAGUUUGUUUGACGGAAGUUUGUUUGAACGGAAGUUUGUUUGAACGGAAAUUUGUUUGAACGGAAGUUUGUUUGAACGGAGGUUUGUUUGAACGGAAGUUAGUUUGACGGAAGUUUGUUUGUUUGGUGGAAGUUUGUUUGUCGUUUGUUUGACGGAAGUUAGUUGACAGCAGUUCCUUUGAACGGAAAUUAUUUUAAAUGAAAACUUGUUCGAAAUGACUUUGUUUUCGAGGGCAAAUUUGAUUGAAAUUAAAUUUACUAAACGGAGAUUUAUUUAUCUAUUUAUUUAUUUUUUUUAAACGGUAUUUUGCUUUGAACAAACUUCUGUCCUAACUAAUUUCUAUUCAAGCAAACGUCCGUCGAACCGAUUUCCGUUCGAACACACUACCACCACCCAACCUGUACCCCUUCAUACAAAUUUCUUUCUUACGAAUUUCCGGCUAUUAUCUUAAUGGGAGUCGCUUAGUCAAUUAUUUUGUCACGUGAUGUGAGUAAAAACGAGUAAGAUUUCCGGUAUGCUGUAUACAACACAUUAGUGCUUGACAACAGUAGACCGAUACACACUACAACUACACUACAUUUCGUCCAAUGAAAAUUAACAAUAAAAUAAACAAAGGGGAAUGACUCCUGCAUCAAUAUUGAAUAAAAACGCAAAUGACGUCAUGAGCACGCACGGAGCUCACCAACAUCCUGCCGAUAAUAGUAUUGAUAGUUCCCAUCGAAUAUCGCUCACAAAUUUUUCUUGAAAUAACUUUCUUCCUUUAAUCAUUACUGACGUAUAUUUAUUGUCACAUGUAUGUAUUUCAUUUAAAAAACGCAUGUAUUCCAGAAUAUUUCGAAAGGUAAAAUGUUUAAGUAACAUGACAUUGGGGAAGCACUGAUGAAGUAUCUUGUGUUGUGUGUAGCAGCCUAGUGAUGGCUUACUCACAUCACGUGACCAAACAAGGAAGUGACUAAGCGACUCCCAUUACAUCACGUUGUCUCGGUUACCUCAAUUACCUUAGUUGCCUCCGUUACCCUUCUGGUGAUCAGACAGUGUCAUUGUCCAAACGUUCAUUCGUAAAGACUGCAGAGUUAGCCAGUCAAUACUAUGGAAGGACAUUUCAAUAGUCGGUCAAUAGACUGGCGGUUUACUUGACUACAUACGAAGCUGUUUAAUGAGGUAUUCAAAACGUUCCGAGUAAAAAUCGAUUAGCGAUCAGUUUUAUUGUCAAUUUUGUAAAACUAAAUCAAAAUCACAUUUGGCAGUAGGAUGUCACUGAAAUCACGUAUUUGACUUCAGGACUGACCCAGUUCAAGUAUUAGACAGUAUGGCCUAUCCAGUGCAAGUAUUAGACGUUAUGACAUAUACAGUGCAAGUAUUAGACAUUAGGGCCUAUCUAGUGCAAGUAUUAGACGUUAGGACAUAUCCAGUUCAAGUAUUAUACAUUAGGAUAGAUCCAGUCCAAGUAUUAGACAUUAGGGCAUAUCCAGUGCAAGUAUUAGACGUUAGGGCAUUUCCAGAGCAAUUAUUAGAUAUUAGGACAUAUCCAGUGAAAGUAUUAGGCAUUAGGACAUAUCCAGUGCAAGUAUUUGACCUUACGACUAAACCAAUGUAUGUACUCAGCCUUGAGACUUAUCAAGGGUACAUACUUGACAUAAGAACAGAUCCAGUUCACAGCGUUAACCUUCGGACAGAUCAUGUGCACGUAUUUGACCUUUUGACUGAUGCAGUUAACAUGCCCCUUUUACUCCUCUGCCCACAGUGCUGGAAGGGUUCAACUGCCUAAUCCCCACCUGGAUGAUGAAGAUGGUGACUAUCUCAUGCAUCUUGAGAUACCCCGAGAAAAAUGGCACUUGUUCAAUGACAUAAAGGUAGGUCGACCUAAAGCAAUGGUUCCCACUUAUUUGCUGGGGUAAUAAAUGUAUUUGCAUUUGAAAAAGGAGGGGGGUGGCGGCAUGGGCACUGUUGUAGUUGCAGUCCUUGUCGAUUGGUCAGGCUGUUGCACUGUUGUAGUUGCAGUCCUUGUCGAUUGGUCAGGCUGUUGCACUGUUGUAGUUGCAGUCCUUGUCGAUUGGUCAGGUUGUUGCACUGUUGUAGUUGCAGUCCUUGUCGAUUGGUCAGGCUGUUGCACUGUUGCAGUUGCAGUCCUUGUCGAUUGGUCAGGCUGUUGCACUGUUGCAGUUGCAGUCCUUGUCGAUUGGUCAGGCUGUUGCACUGUUGCAGUUGCAGUCCUUGUCGAUUGGUCAGGCUGUUGCACUGUUGUAGUUGCAGUCCUUGUCGAUUGGUCAGGCUGUUGCACUGUUGCAGUUGCAGUCCUUGUCGAUUGGUCAGGCUGUUGCACUGUUGUAGUUGCAGUCCUUGUCGAUUGGUCAGGCUGUUGCACUGUUGUAGUUGCAGUCCUUGUCGAUUGGUCAGGCUGUUGCACUGUUGAAUUUAUAUAUAGCCAUAACUAAAAUAUAAUUGUUAUAAAUAUAUCCCGUUCCUUCCUCACGUGCGCCUACAUGGCAGUCGACAAUGAACUACAGCAUAAUGUUCAGGAGAUCUCUGUGUUAGGGCACGAGAGAUUAAAACAUAAGUUUCUCAAACGUCCCAGUACCGACUGGGUGCGGUGGUUUUAAAUUAAUGGCCACUUGGCCGACAAGGCAUAUCAAGAGGCCGGAAGUUUGAACUCUAGAUGACCUGAGGAGGCGUGUACCUGUCAGUUAUUUAUUUAACGGUAUUUUUGGAUUCACCCAAGAACGUCAAGAAGUCAGAAGGAGAGGAUCAGUGAGAAGAGGAACAGAGUAAGCAAGAGAGGAGGAUAGAGGAGUUAUGAGACGAGGACCAGCUAGACAAGACGGAUGAGCAGAGACAAGGAGAUUCAGAGGAUGAGACAGAGGAGGAAUGAGAAGAAAGGAGUAAGAGGAUUGGGCAGAUGGAUUUAAGAGGAGGAGAAAGGAGCAGAGGAGGAGAGGCAGUGUACGAAGGUGACUAGUGGGGUGAGGAUUUGAGAGGAAAAUUUGAACUAAACAAAAGGAGAGGACGAGGCGCGGAUGUGAGAGUUGGGUGACGUCACUGUGUCUGUGACUAAAACUGAGGAUGUCCAAAGACAGUUCAACUGUCGUCCCGACUCCAAAGGGAAAAGUACGCCACUGUGUCCUCCCCUGCCCCCCACCCCCUUUUACACCCUGCCCCAAACCAGGACUAUUUAUUUACGUUAUCGACCUCAAACUUUAUUGGGUACAUUAUUUGUGUAAACCGUUAUAAUCCAAUGGCAUUAAUCGAGUUUUUGUUUAUAGCUCACUUGUUCCGAUAUCCUUAACCCAAAUAACUUUAGAAACGUUUUAUGAUUCAGCGCGCGAACUGAUCUAAAAAUAGAACACAACUUCAAUUUAGAUUAAUCAAUGUGGAGUCAAGCAUGGUCAGGACGCGCUGUGGAAAAAAAAAAAGUUACGAAGUGACCUACAAAGUGACCUAUGGAGUGACUUAUGCAGUGACCUACGGAGUGACCUAUGGAGUGACCUACAAAGUGACCUAUGGAGCGACCUAUGGAAUGACCUAUGGAGUGUCCUACGAAGUGAUCUACGAAGUGACCUACGAAGUGACAUACGAAGUGACCUAUAGAGUGACCUAUGGAGUGACUUAAUGGAGUGACCUAUGGAGUGAUCUAUGGAGUGAUCUACGAAAUGACCUACGAAGUGACCUUGAUUUCUAAUUUGAUUUCACAAUCCAACUAUAACAUCUAUUCACAUUUGAUAUGAAUUGUAUAUUGUUUUUUCUUGUAGUGAGACAUUCAUGACCUACUUUUAAGUGCCUAUCUUUAUUUCUUAGGUCGUUGUGACAUUCAGAUCCGUCCAUUUGCUUAAGUCAUUUUAAUCUAUCACGAUUUGACUGUCCGGGAAUAAUUGAUUUAUUUUGGGCUUUUACGUUUAACCUUGAGUCUAUGUAGAACAUUUAUGUAGUCUAUGUAGAACAUGUGUGUAGUCAUGGGCGCCCGCAGAAAACUUUCUAGGGGGGGUGGGGUGCAAAAAAAAUCGAUUAACUUUCCAGGGGGAGGGGCAAAAAAUGUUUAGUAAUGUUUUAAUAUAGUUUUAAUUUACUGUAGCGUAUUUGUAUGGUGAACGAAUGGACAUUACAUCAGCUUAGUUACUUUCUCUUUAUUUUCUCUAUACUUAAAUACAUUUUUUAUCUAUUUUUGUCUAAAAAAAUGUAUCCAAUCAAUCCAGGGGGGGGGGGAGUGCCCCCCUUGCCCCUACAUGCGGGCGCCCAUGUGUGUAGUCUAUGUAGAAAAUGUAUAUUUUCUAUGUAGAACGUGUGUAGUCUAUGUAGAACAUGUAUGUAGUACUUUCUCUUUAUUUUCUCUAUACUUAAAUACAUUUUUUAUCUAUUUUUGUCUAAAAAAAUGUAUCCAAUCAAUCCAGGGGGGGGGGGGAGUGCCCCCCUUGCCCCUACAUGCGGGCGCCCAUGUGUGUAGUCUAUGUAGAAAAUGUAUAUAUUCUAUGUAGAACGUGUGUAGUCUAUGUAGAACAUGUAUGUAGUCUAUGUAAAACAUGUAUUUAGUCUAUGCAGACAUGUAUAACAUGUAUGUAGUCUAUGUAUAACAUGUAUGUAGUCUAUGUAGAACAUGUAUGUAAUCUAUGCAGAUAUGUAUAACAUGUAUGUAGUCUAUGUAAAACAUGUAUUUAGUAUAUGUAGAUAUGUAGAACAUGUAUGUAGUCUAUGUAAAACAUGUAUAUAGUCUAUGUAGAUAUGUAGAACAUGUAUAAAGUGUAUGUAGAUAUGUAGAACAUGUAUAUAGCCUAUGUAGAACGAAAGUAAUGUAAAUGCUGGCACGUAGAGGGAGACGUAAAAAUAAAUUUGACACUGAAUUUAUCCAUGGUGAGAAAUGCAGUUACUUAAUUUAUAUGUAUCCUAUCCUCAUUAUUACACAAAGCUUUGAUGUUCUGGAUCGGGCCAGCAUAACUCAAAAUGUAAGUCGGGUUGUAUUACUUUUUUGAAAAACUUGUGCGGGCCAAAAGAAAAUAGGACCGGGGAGGAAAGGGGGGGGGGGUGGGGGGGGGGGUAUUAAGGAAAAUAAAAAUAAUAAUAAAGAAAAAUAGUUACUUCGCGGGCCGCAAAAUGGGUGCUGGCGGGCACGGGUUGUAUUACUUUUUUGAAAAACUUGUGCGGGCCAAAAGAAAAUAGGACCGGGGAGGAAAGGGGGGGGGGGUGGGGGGGAGGGUAUUAAGGAAAAUAAUAAUAAUAAUAAAGAAAAAUAGUUACUUCGCGGGCCGCAAAAUGGGUGCUGGCGGGCCGUAUGUUUUGGAGGCAUGAUCUGGAUAAAGGUAUGUUUUCACACUGAUAAGCCAACGCUGUGGUCUCCCUCUUGUCACCAAACUGUCCCAUGGUGGCAGGGUGUUCUGCCGGAGAUGGUGGCCUCCCGUUCACAUGUACACAAGGAUGUCGUCAGCACUGAAGUGAAUUCCCAAAUUGUCAAAGUGUCGUUCAUUUAUAAAUUACUUUGCGUACUGUUUAUAUGAUGUCAGGCAACUUGACUCACAGUUUGUAUGAUGUUAUGCUACUUUGUUUACUAUCUUUAUGAUGUCAGGUUACUUUGCUUACUGUUUGUAUGAUGUUACGCUACUCCUCUUAAUCUCCUGUAUUUUGUUUAUAGUUUUUAUGAUGUAAAUUUAUGGUACUGACCUUCAGCUUGAAUAAUGUAAAGCUACUGUAUUUUGUCGUAAGUUUGUAUGAUGUAAAGCUGCUGUACUUUGCCUUUAGUUUAUGUGUUGUAAAGCUAUUGUACUUUGUCUUUAGUUUGUAUUAUGGAAAGCUACUGUCUUUUGGCAUAAGUUUUGUAUAAUUUAAAUCUACUGUACUUUGUUUUAAGUUUGUAUGAUGUAAAACUGCUGUACUUUGCCUUUAGUUUAUGUGGUGUAAAGCCAUUUGUACUUUGUCUUUAGUUUGUAUUAUGGAAAGCUACUGUAUUUUGGCAUAAGUUUGUAUAAUUUAAAUCUACUGUACUUUGUCUUAAGUUUGUAGGAUGUAAAACUGCUGUACUUUGCCUUCAGUUUUUAUUGUGGAAAGCUACUGUAUUUUGGCACAAGUUUGUAUAGUUUAAAGCUACUGUACUUUGUCACUUUGCCUUCAGUUUGUCUGUGUGGGUGGAACAGUUGGUCGCAUGGAAGAACUGGCCAAACAGCUGAACGAAAGUCUAAGGGGCGGGACCGACCUGGAGGAUUCCUUCGUCAAUCAGCGUUACGGCUGGUUCAAAGUGGGGCCUGUUUUGUGUGUGUCGGUAAGUCUUUCCGGGGUCACACCCAGGGUCAAGGCUGGUGGUGACCUUAAAGUCGUUUGACAAUUUAUUUCAAUUUUUUUUUUUUAAAUGUAAGAUAAGGUUAUUUUUGUUCGAAAACAUCAAGGAUGACGAUAUAAAUUUUUGAACGGAGUAAAAUGUCAAGGACUGUCAAUAUUUAUGUUUUAGUUGGUGUCACUCUCCUCUUUCAUUGAUGCCGCCAUUUUGUUCUCUUACGUUACAGAUGCCUGACCUAGUUCGGCUUUUUGGAAAAUAUAUGUCUUGUUUUAAAGGAUCAAGACAAGAGUAGCCUCGCGAAUUUAGAUCAAAACUACUGAUUUCUUAGAACGUCACUUUUUUUAUUAUGAGUAGAUUAACAGCAAACGUUGAAAGGCACACAUACGAUUAAAUGGUUGAAAGCACUUGUCUCGUUUUCAGCACGGUAUAGGCACGCCAUCUUUGUCUGUGAUGCUGCACGAAGUCUUCAAAUUGUUGUACAGAGCAGAGUGCACAGACGUCAGGCUGAUUCGUAUUGGAACCUGUGGAGGUGUUGGUAAGACGUUGAUUUUUUGAAGUGUUGGGGGAGAGGGGGGUGGCGUAGGAAGUUGAUUUGUGGAUGUGCCAGUAGGAAGUUGAUUUGCGAAAGUCCAAGUAAUAAGUUGAUUUAUGGGCGUGCAGGUAGGAAGUUGAUUUAUGGAAGUGUAGGUAGGAAUUUGAUUUAUGGAAGUGCAGGUAGGAAGUUGAUUUGUGAAAGUACAGGUAAGAAGUUGACUUUAGGUUGUGGAUGUAAAAAAGUUGAUUUUUGGAAGUGAGUGCAGGAAGUUGAUGUACGGACGUGCAGGUAGGUCGUUGACUAUUGUAAGUACGGGUAGAAAGUUGAAAUUCCUAAUUAAAUAUGCACAAGAAGUCUCAGUAUUUGAAACAUUCACAGUGUUUGGGAUAAAUGUAUAGAAUCUACAUAUUAACUAAAUGAAUGGGUUAAAGCAAGAGUCCUCAAAGAACGGCUCGCGGGCCACAACCUAAUCGUGACUCCAUUUUAUCCAGUCAGCGAAGUCAAAGGUGAUUUUGAAAUGGCAGAGGUGAGAGGAAUCAGUAGCGGUGUAUCGUAAGCAUGGAAAAAAAUUAACAUUUAAUUGCAUUUUUAAAGAGAUAGAAAAAUUCAAAUGCUCAGUGCAGUAUGGACUGUACACAAUGCACAAAAAAGGUGUGUGGUGACACAUGGUGGUAAAAUAUGUACGCAGACUCGAAAGGUUUAGUUCGUAAAUGAAAUGUGUAAAAAAAAAAAAGAUCUAGUUACAGAACACACUUUCCUUAUGGGCACUAGUUUGAUUGUGAGGAGAAAUAACUUUUUAGCCUCAACUAAAUUCAGCUAUGUCAGAAAAACAAAACUUGUGAAAUAAAAUGACGAUUUCACGUUAAAAUGUUUGUCAGAUGACAUCAUCAUUACAUGUGUAGUCUCAAAUUACUGUCAAAAGACUUUGAAAAGAACCAAUAUCUUGCUUCAUGUUACAUUUAGACCAUGAAAAAAAAAAAACGUUCACCUUAAACCUUUUAAAUAUUCCGUAUUAUGGGAUCAAAUAAGAUACGAUAAGAUUAUAAGAUAAGAUACGUUUAGAUAAGAUUUUAUGAUUUUAUUUAUCCAAAAAAAUUGAAAUCUGUUUUGAUUGCAUUGCAGAUAUUUCUGUCAGUCUUAUAAUGUCUCUGAGUUUUUUAAUGUUCCUUCCAAAAUUGGUACGCGUAAUCAUUGUAUUGUCAGAAUUUUGAAGGCGUUAGGCGGACGACUAUGUCGUCAUAUUAAUUAUGUGUAUGCUCUUGAGUUGAUAUUGUAAUUUUGGACAGAUUUUGGGUUCUUUAGUGAAAUGAUGAGAUAAUUUUAUCAUGGAUUUGUGCCCCACAAUUGUUGCACAAUCCACCCCCACAGAGCCCACCCCCCACACAGCCCACCCCCACAGAGCCCCCCGCCCCCACGAAGCCCGACCCCUGGCUUUAAACGCAGUAAAAUGAUGAUGAGAUUACCCUUUAAAUUCUACCGACUCUAAUUAUUUGAAAUAAAAUGAUUAUUCUUUUGUAGUCCCCUGCAUUUAAUAGUAGAAGAUAUGUAGCUCGGGCAGCAGAUGUAAUCGGAGUGUGAGAUAAUCCCCAUGAUGCACAUGAUAUCCAUGUCUAACAUGUAGCCCGUGUUACACAUGUAGCCAGUGUUAUAAAUGUAUGCUGUUAUGCCCAUGGUCUGGCGUUGCCACACGUUACAAAAAUGGUGAUAUCUUAUCUUAUCUUAUAUUAUCUUGAUCAGAAAGGUCACUCUCAUUGUGCUGGUGGCAUGGGACUUAUCAUUGUUCAAUCUGUUUGUUAAUUAUGAUUGGUCAGUUGGUUUGUGAGUUCUCAUUGGGUAAAUUGUUAAAUCUGAUUUGUAAAUGCGAAUGCGCGUUACCAUUGGUCAAUUUGUUUUUUUGAAUUCUCAUUGGUCAAGCUGUUUGUGAAUUCUCAUUGGUCAAGAUGUAUAUUGUAUUCGACGUCAACCAAGAAAAUUAUAAUUCAACACCUACGCUUACAACAAAGAACUUGUUUAUUCCAGGUGUAAGACAUGGAACGGUUGUCGUGUCAACCGGCGCGAUCACUCCUGGUUUCGAGCCAGUAUACGUCACAGUAAGUAAGACAUCCAUUAAGGUCUUCGUUAGAUGAGAUGUUAGAUCUUGCGAUAGUCAAUAGUUGCUGUUUGUUUUUUUAAUUACAUUCGCCACAUAUGGCCACCAUGCACUUCAAUGGCCAAAGUUCCUAAAAUAAUUCAAAUACCAUUUACUAAGAGGGUAUAGACUUGUAUUUGAGUAAAUGCAUGAAAUUAUGGUCACAGUAAAGCUAAUAAAACGUUGUUGUUUUUUUGUUCGUUUUUUUUUUUUUUUUUUGGGGGGGGGGAUUGUUGUUGUUGUUUUUUGGGGGGGUGGGGUUAGGAAAGAGUUAAACAAGAAAUGUUGUACCUUGACGUGAAAUAACAGACGACAUUUGGACUGAAUUGAAAACCUUCUUCAGCAGAAGGGACAAAACAAUAAUUAAAAAAGAAAUGCGUUAAAAACUUAAAUGUCGGUAGUUCGCUGUGUUACCAACACUUCAUUUUUUGGGGGGCAUUUCUAGUUCUUUGUUGUUUCUUGUUUUGUCUCGUCUGCUGGUGAAGGCGUUCAGCCACGAGUGUUGUCUAUUUAUUGUCCAGAUUUGUCACCCCAAACUAGACCCCUCAGACUACGCCGCGCGCCGAAUAUGCCGCCGAAUUUUCGUCCGCCAAAAAUCCGCUAGAAAAUUAUGCGGCGCGCCGCAUUAGCCGCCCCAUCAGCCGCCGUAUUUCGUCCGCAGUAAAUCCGCCGAAAAUGAACGAGUCGCCGUAACGUAAUGUUUUUGCUAUCUUAAAUUUCAUUGCGUUCCGUUUUAAGGUAUCAGGUAUUGAGUGACAGAAACUGAAUGAAUGGAAUGCAUUCAUGCACUAUAUUAGUAGGACAGCAUAGAAAACUGUUGUUAUUUUCUAUUGUUUUAAAUAAUAAAACUUUUUUCUGAAGUAUUGUACAAGUGUUUUAUCACUUCAUUAUUGGGCAGGCUUCAGCCGAAUUUUAGCCGGAUAUUUCGUAAUCAGACGAAAAUCAGCCGCAAAUGUCAAUUUACGGAGAAAUCUGGCUAAUCCGGAUAUCAGCCAAAAAAUUAUGUCAGCCAGCCGAAAUUUAAAAAAAAAAUUCGGCUGGCAGCUCUACCCCAAGUUCCUACAUACCUUGUUCACUUAUUUCCUUUCGCACAGCUUGAACGCAGUCCUUCAUUUAGUAUACUUUAUAUUGUCGUUUAUUUUAAAACGUGCUAUUCAAUUGAUAGAAUUGGUUUUUUUGAAAAACUUGAAUCGGGUAAAUAAAAACUUAGUCAUUGGCCUUCACUGUUCAGGGAGCUUCGAUUGUUAAAAACCGAGUAAAUAAAUUCUUGAAAAUGAAAGUUGAUGACGUCAACGCCUUUUUUCCUCGAUGGCCACGCAAAGUUCAUCAAGAACGUAGAGAAUUAUAACAUGAAAAACACGUACAAUAGAGCAAGGAUUAUACGUGAAAAGCACGUACAAUAGAGCUAGGAUUAUAACGUGAAAAAGACGUACAAUAGAGCAAGGAUUAUAACGUGAAAAACACGUACAAUAGAACUAGAAUUAUAAUUUGAAAACACGUACAAUAGAGCUAGGAAUAUAACGUGAAAAACACGUACAAUAGAACUAGGAUUAUAAUUUGAAAACACGUACAAUAGAGCUAGGAAUAUAACGUGAAAAACAUGUACAAUAGAACUAGGAUUAUAAUUUGAAAACACGUACAUUAGAACUAGGAUUAUAAUUUGAAAACACGUACAAUAGAACUAGGAUUAUAACAUGAAAAACACGUACAAUAGAGAAAGGAUUAUAACGUGAAAAAGACGUACAACAGAGCUAGAAUUAUAAAGUGAAAAACAUGUACAAUAGACCUAGGAUUAUAAUUUGAAAACACGUUCAAUAGAGCUAGGAAUAUAACGUGAAAAACACGUACAAAAGAACUAGUAUUAUAAUUUGAAAACACGUACAAUAGAGCUAGGAAUAUAACGUGAAAAACACAUACAAUAGAACUAGGAUUAUAAUUUGAAAACACGUACAAUAGAGCUAGGAAUAUAACGUAAAAAACAUGUACAAUAGACCUAGGAUUAUAAUUUGAAAACACGUUCAAUAGAGCUAGGAAUAUAACGUGAAAAACAUGUACAAUAGAACUAGUAUUAUAAUUUGAAAACACGUACAAUAGAGCUAGGAAUAUAACGUGAAAAACACAUACAAUAGAACUAGGAUUAUAAUUUGAAAACACGUACAAUAGAGCUAGGAAUAUAACGUAAAAAACAUGUACAAUAGAACUAGGAUUAUAAUUUGAAAACACGUACAAUAGAACUAGGAUUAUAAUUUGAAAACACGUACAAUAGAGCUAGGAAUAUAACGUGAAAAGCACGUACAAUAGAACUAGGAUUAUAAUUUGAAAAUACGUUCAAUAGCGCUAGGAUUAUAACAUGAAAAACACGUACAAUAGAACUAGGAUUAUCAUUUGAAAACUCGUACAAUAGAAAUAGGAAUAUAACAUGAAAAACACGUACAAUAGAACUAGGAUUAUAACAUGAAAAACACGUACAAUAGAGCUAGGAAUAUAACAUGAAAACACGUACAAUAGAACUAGGAUUAUAACAUGAAAAACACGUACAAUAGAGAAAGGAAUAUAACGUGAAAAACACGUACAACAGAGCUAGAAUUAUAAAGUGAAAAACGAUGUACAAUAGAACUAGGAUUAUAAUUUGAAAACACGUACAAUAGUGCUAGGAAUAUAACGUGAAAAACACGUACAAUAGAAUUAGGAUGAUAAUUUAAAAAACACGUACAAUGGAGAAAGGAUUAUUACGUGAAAAAGACGUACAACAGAGCUAGAAUUAUAAAGUGAAAAACAUGUACAUUAGAUCUAGGAUUAUAACAUGAAAAACAUGUACAAUAGAACUAGGAUUAUAACAUGAAAAACAUGUACAAUAGAACUAGGAUAAUAAUUUGAAAACAUGUACAAUAGAGCUAGGAAUAUAACGUGAAAAACACGUACAAUAGAACUAAGAUUAUAACAUGAAAAACACGUACAAUAGAGCAAGGAUUAUAACGUUAAAAAGACGUACAACAGAGCUAGAAUUAUAACGUGAAAAAACACUUACAAUAGAACUAGGAUUAUAACAUGAAAAACAUGUACAAUAGACUAAGAUUAUAACAUGAAAAACAUGUACAAUAUAACUAGGAUUAUAUCAUGAAAAACAUGUAAAAUAGAACUAGGAUUAUAAUUUGAAAACACGUACAAUAGAGCUAGGAAUAUAACGUGAAAAACACGUACAAUAGAACUAGGAUGAUAAUUUUAAAACACGUACAAUAGAGCUAGGAUGAUAACGUGAAAAACACGUACAAUAGAUCUAGGAUUAUAAUUUGAAAACACGUACAAUAGAGCAAGGAAUAUAACGUGAAAAACACGUACAAUAGAACUAGGAUUAUAAUUUGAAAACACGUACAAUAGAACUAGGGUUAUAAUUUGAAAACACGUACAAUAGAGCUAGGAAUAUAACAUGAAAAACACGUACAAUAGAACUAGGAUUAUAACAUGAAAAAGACGUACAAUAGAGCUAGGAAUAUAACAUGAAAAACACGUUCAAUAGAACUAGGAUUAUAACAUGAAAAAGACGUACAAUAGAGAAAGGAUUAUAACGUGAAAAAGACGUACAACAAAGCUAUAAUUAUAAAGUGAAAAACAUGUACAAUAGAACUAGGAUUAUAAUUUGAAAACACGUACAAUAGUGCUAGGAAUAUAACGUGAAAAACACGUACAAUAGAAUUAGGAUGAUAAUUUGAAAAACACGUACAAUAGAACUAAGAUUAUAAACAUGAAAAACACGUACAAUAGAGCAAGGAUUAUAACGUGAAAAAGGCGUACAACAGAGCUAUAAUUAAAACGUUAAAAAACAUGUAAAAUAGAACUAAGAUUAUAAAAUGAAAAACAUGUACAAUAGAACUAAGAUUAUAACAUGAAAAACACGUACAAUAGAGCAAGGAUUAUAACGUGAAAAAGACGUACGUCAGAGCUAGGAUUAUAACAUGAAAAACACUUAAAAUAGAGCUAGGAUUAAAAGAUUAAAAACAUGAACAGUAGAGCUAACAAAUAUAAUCAUCAUCUGUACAGUCCUCAUUGGGUGAGCCACUCAGACUGCCAACAGAUGCUGACACUGACCUACGAGAGGAACUUGUCAACAGUAAGAGUGCAGACGAUUACUUUGACGUCAUUUCCGGAAAAACAUUCUGCACUGAAGACUUUUACCAAGGUUGGAUCAUAUUAAGUUAUUUGUGUUUUGUUUUUUUUUUGUUGUUGGUUUUUUUUUUAAAAGUUCCUGCACAUGAAUUAAAUUUUUUUUUCAGUCGUAUUUGUGGGAGGGGACAUGUUGGAUGGGAGGAGAAUGUUUGUUAAAGGGGUUAGUUUUUGUCUUUGUUGUUUUUGUUUUUUUUUUGUAAAGGGCACGUUUAUUAAAGGGGGUAUGUUUUAGAUGGAAAUGUACAUGUAAUAAUGAUGUGAUUUGUUAAAGAGUCGGUUUGUGAAGGGGUAUGCGUAAGGUAUGUUAUUGACGGUGUAUGCUAACGGUUGGUUAGUGAAGGGGUAUGCAUACGGUAUUAUAGUGAAGGGGUAUGCAUACGGCGUGUUAGUGAAGGGGUAUGCAUACGGCGUGUUAGUGAAGGGGUAUGCUUACGGUAUGUUAGUGAAGGGGUAUGCGUAUGGUAUAUUAGUAAAGGGGUAUGCAUACGGUAUGUUAGUGAAGGGGUAUGCGUAUGGUAUGUUAGUGAAAGGAUAUGUAUACGGUAUGUUAGUGAAGGGGUGUGCAUAUGGUAUGUUAGUGAAAAGGUAUACAGAUGGGGUUUUUUGAAUGGGUAUGCAGACCGGUAUGUUUGUUAGAAGAGCGAAUGUGUGUUAGAAUUUGCUUUAAAAACUCAUAGGGGGACUUAACUCCACCCGGCGGAACGGAUGACGUUGGGCGUUUCUACCUGGUAGAAACAAAUCAAUCAACGUGUUAUGUCCCCAAGGUUUAGCAAUGUAUCCUAUAGAACAUUAUAUUGCAUUAUUUGUGGAUUGCCCUCUCUACAAAACAGACGUGGGGUACUCCUCAAAGAAUUAAUUUAAUUAUUCUUUUAAACCUUGAAACUGUGUCCAUGUUUUAGGUCAAGGGCGUAUAGAUGGUUCGUUUUGCGACUACUCGAAGGAAGACCAGAGGAGAUUCCUACAAAAACUACAAGAAUUGGGAGUCGUUAAUAUUGAGAUGGAGUCUGCCGGUGUUUUGGGCAUGGCGGGGAAAGUUGGGAUCAGAGGCAAGUAACUGUCAGCCUGGCGGGGUGAAUGCGGGUCAGUGGGUCAGUCGGGCGAGGGACACUGGGACAAGGACAGCGGGACAAGGGGUAUGUGGUGGGACAAUGCGGCAAGGGGCACUGGGACAAGAGAUUUUUGGACAAGGGACGGUAGGACAAGUGACAUGGGGGGGGGGGCAAGUGACAAUGGGACAAGGGACAGUGGGACAAUUUGGCACGGGGCACUGGGACAAGAGACGGUGGGACAAUGUGGCAAGGGGCACUGGGACAAGAGACGGUGGGGCGAUGCGGCAAGGGGUACUGGGACAAGAGACGGUGGUACAAGGGAUUGUGGGACAAAGGAUGGUGGGACAAUGGACGGUGGGACAAAGGAUGGUGGAACAAUGGACGGUGGGACAAAGGAUGUGGGACAAUGGACGGUGGGACAAUGGAGGGUGGGACAAUGGAUGGUGGGACAAGGGACAGUGAAUGAAGGGCUGGAGGUUGUAAAAAUGAUAUUUUUAAAAGACAAUAUACAAAAACAAUACAUAGACUUUAAUAAGUUUCUGCGUUUGCCUCUAACACUCCCCCCCCCACACACCUCAGACCUACCCCCCCUCUCCGACAAAAGAACAUAAUAAUUCAGUGGGACUUGUGGCCUGAAAAGUCCUCCUGUAACAGCUUUGAACGUUGCAGUUUUUUUUUGUUCUAUCUUUCAGCUGCCGUUGUAUGUGUUGUGAUUGUUAACAGGCUUGAAGCAGAACUGCCAACAGCCACGCCUGAUGAGAUGAGAGAAUUUGAAGACUAUCCAAUCAAAUUAGUGAAGAGAUACAUCAUCAACAAGCUGAGCAACUAGCAUCAAAUUUGGCCUUUCUAACCAAUUGAGAUUAUUAUGUUUUUUAAAAAACCUGGAAUAUAGAGAUGUAAACCAAAAAUAUAGAAAUGUAAAUAAUUUGUACGUAGACUCCGAUGGUCUUACGCGAUCCCUGUGUAAGGGUCGUUCGACUCCCAAGGGAGUCGUGACCCACAUGUUGAGAGCCGCUGAGCUAAAAAAAAAAAAGGAGUUCAGUCUAGCGAUAGAAUUUUCCCCAUUAAAAUCUGUUUAUUCUGUUUAUAUAUAUUUAUAUAUGUUGUAUUUCUUUAGUGUGAUAAUAGUCAUAUUAAUUUAAUAAAGUUCUUUUAAAUAUCAUGUCAUUAUUUUGUUAAAAGGCCAUUGUAAAUUUUGAAAUUCGAAUGAUCUAAGUCAGCGGUUCCCAAAUGUUCGACAUCGGUGUACCCCUGUAUUUAUUUUGCUACCCCUCGCUAAUUUAGAGGUUUUCAUUGGUCGGUGACGCCUGAAAUGGCGGAAGUUGAACAUCAACAUAUCUAAUGAUUUAUUAGGAUGUUCUUGCAUGCGAAAAUAUUUAAAAUUUCAUGUAAAAUAGUAUGUAAAACCUUAAGAAAAAUCUCCUGUAAAAUUUUAUGUAUAAUCUUAUGUAAAAUCUAAUGUUAAAUUUUAGGUAAAAUCGUAUGUAAAAAUCGUAUGUAAAAAUCGUAUGUAAAAAUUGUAUGUAAAAAUCGUAUGUAAAAAUCGUAUGUAAAUUCUCAUGUAAAAUCUCAUGUAAAAUAUCAUGUAAAAUCUCAGUUAAGUAAAUACUGCCAGUAUCUUUAACCGCUGUACAACUUGAUGAUAUUCUUGUGUUUAAUUAAAAGAAAGCUGUGUUUGUGUACUUACUGUGAUCUCUCGAUCAAGCCGGACGAUGUCCUAUCGGUCUAUCAACUAGCUACCUUGAAAGAACCCAAUGCUUUAUCAACUAGCUACCUUGAAAGAACCCAAUGCUUUAUCAACUAGCUACCUUGAAAGAACCCA